AUGCAGGACUCUAUUAAGUUUUACUUAAUUUGCUCAUUUGCCCUUUACUUAAUUACAAGAAGAAGUCCCUUGAGGGAGAAGUAACACAUCAUCUUAGCACAAGUAGCUGUUUUAUUUCUUGUUGAAUGCCUCUUAUCUGUGGUGUUGACUCAACUCUUGGUUAACUAUGUUAGGUUGUUAUUAAGUGUAUGUAGAUUUUGUGCAAUGCUGAUUAUCCAAUAUUAGAUAAUCAAAGCACUGUUAUUUAGUUCAUAAAGUGAAAAUGAAAUAAGUGUAGUCAUCAAUUAAAUAAAGAACAAAUAUAAAGUGGAAUGA
This is a messenger RNA of Paramecium octaurelia, 315 nucleotides long. The record is from the annotation of a GenBank genome assembly. Lineage: Eukaryota; Ciliophora; Oligohymenophorea; Peniculida; Parameciidae.